Varroa destructor (honeybee mite) is the source of this 4924-nucleotide messenger RNA. RefSeq names its product sodium-dependent phosphate transporter 1-A-like. Gene Ontology annotation, biological process: phosphate ion transmembrane transport. Gene Ontology annotation, cellular component: membrane. Lineage: Eukaryota; Metazoa; Arthropoda; Arachnida; Mesostigmata; Varroidae. Gene Ontology annotation, molecular function: phosphate transmembrane transporter activity. The record is from RefSeq and is a predicted model, not a curated record.
UCGUACGGGAUCGUACGGGAUCGUACGGGAAAAACGCUCGAUGACGAAUAUUUUUGGCUACUGUAGUCUCAGCCGUUUAAAUGCGGCCGUUCAAAAAAUGUUCCCUUUUUAAAAGGCUGUAUCUCUAAUUGACAUAAGAAAACCAAUAUCCGUUCAAAAGUGAUCACUACCUACUCGUCAACUGAGUCUGUCUAAACUAAAGAGGUAUUUGACAAGCAGCAAUCGUUCUCAGGUGAUACAGAACGCGAAAGCCGGAAGUCAUAUCUCAUGUCUCAUUAUUUGCUACUUCCCUUGCUUAAUUUUCGGUCGGCAUCACAAGGGAAAUUGACAGCCAAUACGCGAGAUACAACACAGAUAAACAAAUGAAUCGCUAGAACCCCUUGUUGUGCGUAUAAACAGCCUUGUGAGCGCAGGUCCACAUUUAUAGUGUGCUCCGUUUGUUAACGGCAGAACAGAUGUCGCGCCCGUCUUAUAUACGUCUUUUCCAACGCUCGACCUUUGCUUUACUUUGUGGCCGAUGAACUUGAACAGAGUUGAUAGCUACACCUAGGACAUACUCAACAGCUGCGAUGACCCAUCGCAAACGAGCAGUUCAACUGAACAGUUCCAACUACUUACUUGGCUUUACUAGCAAUGGCGCCUAGACGUUAACAUUGCGAACUGUGUUACUUCUAUAAGAUGGAGAUCGAAAGAUGGCUUGAGUGGUAACGAUGCCACAUGAGCUGACCAUCGCAAGGAGCCACUUCGCGAGCGUGAGGGAUUCGACGCUUAGAGAAACACGACCUGGACGAUAGGUUCCAGUCAGCAAACGAAACUAAAGCUCGCCCGCCCGGAAGGAAGGCAGCUCCAUGUAGUAAAGCAAAUGCAAAUUUCACUGUUUUUCUUUCUACGACAAUUUAUUCGCACCAGCCUUCUCUAAAGAAAGAAGAUGGUAUAUGAGGUAAAAAAGCCUUGGUAAGGGAAAAAGGGACAUUUUCGUUUGUUACUUGAACGUUUGGUGGGCUAGUAAGGUGAGGCAGUGUUAGCCGGUAACGAUAACUGAGUCAACUGAUGGGCGCCGCCUGAAACAGCUGUUAAGCCUGCAGCUAUAACUGGAUGAUGACAGCAGCCAACCUAAAAAAAAAACACCAAGCCUAAAAAGAACCAGUCGGAGAGUCGAGAACAAUUAAGCUGUCACUGUACAUUUCAACGCUAAAAUUGUUUAGUGGGAAAUUGCUCGUUAUUGAAGCAGUGGGAAAUCGAUGGAGCGAAACAAAAAGGGUCAAAGACAAGCAUACUAUCAGCAUCGAACAGGCUUGCAAGGUCAAGCGCGACCAUGCAGCUGCGUAGCUAGUAGGUAAACCCGCCUCCACUAUUUAUCAAGAGUUGCAGCAUCUUCGACGUUCGCCGGACGGGAGAAACAUUUUGCAUGAUUUCUCUUGCUGGUUGCCGAUGAUCAUGGAUCUGCGGUGAUAGAGACUAUUCUCUUGUGGCCCACCUGGUAGGACCUGGAACAUGUGACCCUUUUGUUAUGCGGCGACAGUAUUAGUGUUAGCGGUUCGCCUCGUCGCUAUCUCCUUCGUGGCCAUCCUCCUCCAGGAAACUCCUUCAGGAUGGCUACUCCCCGUCAGCCGCGCAAACAUUGUCGUUCGCAUCCGUCAUUUGGUUGGUUUUUCUCACCCUCUCUCAUCUAACUUUUCUCUUGGAGUGCUGGUAACGGUGAUCGCAGCAUCCCGCGUGAAAUUUACGGCUUAUAGUCCUGCUUUCCGUGGGCCAUCUACCUAAUCUCCGAACCAACCUACCUCUCGAGUCGCAUUGGUCACUGGUAAUACGUAGUGUCUGCUUUGUCUUGGGCAGCACUUAGUGUAGGCACACAGUCUUUGCAACCAUUACCUGUAGAACAAGAUCACAUCGCUGCGUCUCUUGCAGUAAAAAAACCGCCCUACAACGGACCUCAGCAUCACAGGGAGUGUUAGGAAGCAACGUAUCCGAUAAGAAUCAAGCUGCGAUCAGGUACUUUUGUGCCCAAGCCCCUAAAGGAAGGCGUUCCUACUACACAGAUAAGUUAACCAUACCACUAAUGUCGCAUUGCUCAAAGGUAUGCCAGAAGCGAAGUGACCGCUGCUUCCCCUGUGGAUGACAAUGAAAACAAAAUCGAUGGAAUUAUGCUGCUCGUUCUGAUAUAGCAAAAACCAGAAGCAAGGAGUCCUGUGCAUAUGACGCUGUGGGGUCGUUGAAGUGCGGUGUAUGGUACGGCAAAUUACUGGACGUAAAAAUUCGAAAUACAUUUUUAGUCUUGCGAAGUUCAGUAGCAGAGCAGUAACCAGUCUUGGGCGCAAAACCCUAAAAAGAAGCAUCUUAAGUAUUUGUUGUCAAAGUACGCUGAACGCGCACGUAAGUGUUAUUAGUGCACCUGAACAUCGUCUUCGCCAGGGGACGUGUCAUUGUAUCAUCGUCGAUCUCAUUACAAUCCGGUCGGAGUCGUGGGCUCCGGAAUAGAUAGCUGCAGUCAUGUUGGAUGAUCCGUCGGACGUAAUGUGGAUAGUUGUGCUCGGAUUUAUCGUCGCCUUCGUCCUUGCUUUCGGAGUUGGUGCGAACGAUGUGGCCAAUUCGUUUGGAACUUCUGUAGGAGCCAAGGUACUAACUCUGCGACAAGCUUGUAUCCUUGCGUCAAUAUUCGAAAUCCUGGGAGCAGUAUUAUUAGGCUAUAUGGUAUCGGACACGGUUCGUAAAGGCAUAUUCGACACGGAAAUGUAUGAAGGUCAAGAAAAAACCUUGAUGCUCGGUAACUUGGCGGCCUUAAUCGGUUCUGCCAUAUGGAACGUAAUAGCGACGCAUCUCGCUCUUCCCGUAUCGGGCACCCACUCGAUUGUUGGCGCAGUCCUGGGCUUCACGAUUGCCGCCCGAGGAUUUAAGGGCAUCAGCUGGGAAAAUUUGUUAGGAAUCGUGUCGUCUUGGUUCAUCUCACCUGUACUCUCCGGUAUCAUAUCAUUCCUCAUUUAUUUCAGUAUCAAAUAUCUUGUGCUAUCACAGGCGGAGCCACUUGAACCGGGGCUACGCAUGCUCCCGGUCUUCUACGGGCUAACGGUGUUCGUUAAUGUUUUUUCGGUUGUACAUAACGGGCCGUCUCUGCUCUUGCUUGAUCGACUUCCGCUCUGGGGUGCCCUAUUUCUAUCAAUUGGGAUUUCCGCCGGUGUAAUGGUUUUCAUCUGGUCAUUCCAGGUACCUAAACUCCGCCGAAAGAUAAAAAGCUCUUCGGAUUUCCGAGCGAUUCCCUCGACCACCCACGAGAUUUCAAUGUCUCCAAAUUGUACCGACGGGACUAAUACAACCAGUAAGGCUACCUUUGCAAAGUACGGUAACGACCGAAGAUCAUCAAUAGCCUCGAUCGAAGUCGCUAUCCUCGAGACAAAAACCCAGGAAGAAGAGGAUAAACCGGAAAUUAGCAGACUCUUUUCCUUCCUGCAGGUGCUGACUGCUAUCUUUGGAUCGUUUGCCCAUGGUGGCAACGAUGUGUCAAACGCGAUUGGCCCGCUUGUUGCCCUUUACAUGGUUUACACUUCUUCCAGCGUCCAGCAGACAGGUGAUGUUCCGCUUUGGAUCAUGCUCUACGGUGGCAUCGGAAUCUGCGUUGGUCUAUGCCUUUGGGGCCGAAAGGUCAUUCAAACAAUAGGAGAAGAUCUGACCAAGGUAACACCCUCUAAUGGAUUUUCUAUUGAAAUUGGGGCCGCCACAACUGUACUGUUGGCAUCGAAAAUUGGUCUACCCAUUUCGACCACUCAUUGCAAGGUGGGUUCGAUUGUUUUCGUAGGCUGGGCAAAAUCGCAAAAAGCUGUUGACUGGAGCCUAUUCAAGGGAAUUGUGGCUGCCUGGCUGUUAACGCUCCCUAUCACAGGUGGAUUAACAGCGGCAGUUAUGACUGUACUGAUGAGGUUUGUCGACAACGUUCAUUGAUACUGUAGGGUGCCCAAGAGCAACAGAGACGCCAGACGUGGCUGGAUCAGCAGCCAUCAUUAAGACCACCGCGUGACCAUAAUCUAUGUCUCGUUUGUCCUCAGGACUACUGUGAGAGAUAGGAAGGUUCAAAAAACCGAAUGGAACCAUAAAGAGUCUAUAGCCGGUCACAUUGGAACCUUUUUACAACGAAAACAUUGCUUGUUUUGUUUAUCAACCCACUCGAACCUAGUAAUUUCACCAGGUGACGCCAUACACUCAUUCGGGAACACAGACGGGUGCGCGAGUAGUUGGACGGCCGCAUCGAGGAAUCAAGUUGAAUUAGAAGGCACUAUUAUGUACUUUAGCAUACAGCAACAAUCUUGUUAAUAAAUAUGAUCUUUUCUGCGAUUUUAUCUACGAUCAAUAGAUAAUAUUACUGCGUUAUUAAGCAAUGAUUAUCCCAAGGUAAACAUACGAGAAAAUAAAGUUUGAUGAUUUUAGAUAAUUGCGCUAAGAUGCAAAUUUUGCAUAUGGCCACAAACGACUCACAGGACUGAUCAUGCGAAACGUAAAUGUGGGCGUUUUGUUUAGAGUCCUAAAAUUAGUGGAACACGUUUAACUAAAAGCACACGAGUGCCAUUACGGCUCCGAUAUCCGUCGUGAGCAAUUUUCGUCUCGAACAAAUGCUCUAAGAACGACAUCGCUUGCCAUUGCCCACCCCAACAACACUCGCAGAGUUGGACACCUACUGAAACUACAAAUGUGGGCAACAGGGGGUUGUUGGAGGACUCGGGGGAGUCAUAGUUGCUGUUUGUAGAUAUGUAUUAACAGGAAAUGGUUCUGAACUGAGAUAUACUGAACGUCUUUGUGGCCGUUUCAAGUAUGUAUAGUCAAUUGCGGAUCUGCUGCACUUCCUGUCAACUGGAAACUCAGCAGUGCAAUGAAUGAUGUGAGUGAUAAGCUAUGCUUAGUAUUUAUGUCAUAAAAAGAUACCUGUGAAUGCCUUGGA